UCUCAAGUCGAAAGACCAAGACCCAUUACGGCAUUAAGGCGUUACGUAAGAAAAGCAGAGUUGAACAGGAAGAGGGAUUUCACUGAAGGAUACACCAGAGCUCUCCCCGCAGGCCUAAGGGAAAGGAUGAAAACAGAUAUCUGCAGAACAGCUGACCCAGAAGAUUCCGCCCCACCACUUUCACAUCCCCCUUCCAACCCUUGCAGCCAGCCACCCAAAACACACCGCCGGACCAGGAUCUCCACCAACAGCCCCACGCACACCCAAGCCAUUUGCUCCCAGACCACAAAAACCAACAGCCAAAAGUGAAAGCCACAGACAAAAUCUCUCGGCAACAGGAAAGCGACGAAGGGAAAGAUGACACGCCACAUAAAGCCGGCACCGCGGCAGCACACAGACCACUGCCACCACCCAGCCCCACCAGGCGCCUGCCCACCACAACCAGAGUCCCACCAUGGCUGUGCCUGCAAGCCCACAGCACCCACGGGGCUACAGCAUCCUGCUGCUCACGCUCCUUAUGAAAGCUCUCGCCGCCGCCGCUACCGCCUGCAACCACCUUCGCCCCCAGGAUGCCACCUUCUCUCGUGACAGCCUCCAGCUCCUCCGGGACAUGGCUCCCAGCCCACCCCAGCCGUGCCCACAGCACAGCGCGCCAUGCUCCUUCAACGACACCAUCCUGGACACCAGCAACGCCCGGCAAGCUGACAGAACCACCCACGACAUCCUCCAGCACCUCUUCAAAAUACUCAGCGGACCCAGCACUCCAGCCCACUGGGUCGACAGCCAACGCCAAAGCCUCCUCAACCAGAUCCAGCGGUACACCCAGCACCUCGAGCAGUGCUUGGCAGGCAGCGACACGCACUCCCGCACACGAUGGCCUCGCAACCUUCACCUCACCAUCAACAAACACUUCAGCUGCCUCCACACCUUCCUCCACGACAACGAUUACAGCGCCUGCGCCUGGGACCACGUCUGCCUACGAGCUCGCACCUGGUUCCUGCACAUCCACGACCUCGUGGGCAACACGCGCACCUAGCCCCAAGCGCACCUCCCACCCUCUUCCUAGUUACCUAUUUAUUCAACUAUUUGUACAAACGGCUAUUUAUUCCUCUAUUUAUUCUUCUAUUUAUUCAGACAAAAUAAAGCUCUCCUUUCCAAAACUGCCUGCGACUGCCUCCUUUCGCUCAAUCACAGGAGCCCCUGGCGGGGGCAACCAACCCUGGGAUUCUCACACACCGCUCUGAAAACUCCGGUACCCGCUUACUUCUUCUGUAAACCUUGCAGGUCCAGGGAGAUCCACGAGGUCGCCACAAAAAGCGGACAAAGCAGGGACACCUGCGGCAGCAGGACCGGCCCGCUUUGACUAACAAAGCCAAAGCAAGAAGCUGAUUAUCACUUUCAGCACAGCAGCUUGACGGCCACAGCGGUACCGCGGGGACGGGCAGAAGUAGCCCUACAGUUAACUCGAGCCUUGAGUACGGUCAGCAAGAACGCAAAGGCGGCGUAUCACUGCAGUGCUUGACUCUUCACGCAAAUCCUGUCAAACAUCACCCCACACAGAGAAACCCACAAGCUUCAGCUUCUAAGGGGAAGCAGAGCAGACAAAGGCAGGGAGAAGGAAGGAGACAGCAGAGCUAAGAGACGGGAAGCUACAGUCAUCUUACUCCACCAUGACGGGGCACCUUCUUGGCAACCACUCCGCCUCACCUCGGGGUGGAGAACGCUGGCACAGCAUGGAUUUCAGUACCGCUGUGUCUUAGUUUCACAGGCUGGCACUAGAACCGUUUUCUUCAGAGCGCCUGAUACGAUGCGGUGUUUUGGUUCCAGGAGAAAAACAACGCUGCUAACACACCAACGCCUACUCUUGCUGCUAAGCGGUGCUGCACAGAGCCAAGGCUAUUCUCUGGUGAUAGUCUGCCUGUAGAGCAUUCUCCUCCAGGACAGUUGUUUUAUUCCAUCGCAGCCUUUUCCAGAUUUCUAUGCUUUUCCAGAUCUCUUUCAUCUCUACUGUAUCAACCAUUAGCCUACCGAUUAACACCCUUAGUGCCAUAUUUUCUUCUCUAUGUAUCCUUCAGCACCAUUUCUAAUUCUUCAGCAGCACCAACACUCCAGCCCAGUGUAUUGACAAUCCAUUUCAACAACUUCUCAUCCACACUGAUAAGUUCUUGCUUCACUUUAAGCAUUGCUUUACUGACAGCAAUAUCUGCUUCCAAUCUCUGGGCCCCUGCCAUUUUCACUUCAGCAUCAACAAAUACUUCAGAUCUAUCCACAGCUUCCUCAUGCAGGACUAGUACAGUGCUUGCACCUGGGAUCAUGUUUGUGUUUAUGCUCAUGCCUGCUUUUAAAACACAGAUAUACUCACAUGGGAGAUGAAACAUUGAGCUCCUCACACAGCCUCAUCUAAAUGUCUCAACACCCAAUGAUUGUCCCCAUUCAACAGCACUCAGUGAGAUAAACCAGCCACAGCUUGAGCUGGGUCCGCCCUGCACUAUUUGCUCUGCCUUCCUCAAGCCAAGGGCCACAGCAACAGGGAGACAGACAUGACUGAGCCCAACCCAUUGUCACUGUAUCAAGGGCUGAGCUGGACUACAGCAUAGCCCAUUCUGCCACCAUGCCUGGCCCACACCACAGCCCAAACUUGUUUGGAACAGAGGGAGGAAGUCUUUGCCCUGAGAGACAGUGAGGAGACAGACUGACAGCAAUGCGAAGAGGAGCAGCAUUUAUUACUCAGAGCAUUAUGGAGGCUGUUUGCACUUCGGCCCCAACCACCUCAGGCAAUGCUACAGGCCUGGGGCAGAGUGACUGUGUAGAGGAAACAGAUCUGCGGGUAUUGGUCAACACUCAGCUGAACAUUAGCCAGCAGUGUGCCCAGGUGGCCAAGGCUGCCAAUGGUAUCCUGGCUUGAUUCACAAAUUAUGUCAUCAGUAGGAACAGGGAAGUGAUCAUCCCUCUGUACACAGCCCUUGUAAGGCCACCCCUUGAGCACUCGUUCAGUUAUGGACACCUCACCACAAGAAAGUCAAGACCCUGGAGCACAUUCAGAGAAGGGCAGUGAAGCUGGUAAGGGGUGUGAAGCAUAAGUCUUAUGAGAAGCAGUUGAGGGAGCUGGCCUUGUUCAGUCUGGAGAAGUGGAGGCUCCGAAGUGACUAUCACUCUCUACACCUACUUGACAGAAAGCUGUGGUGAGGUGGAGGUUGGCCUCUUCCCCUGUAUAACUAGUGAUAGGACUAGAGGGAAUGGUUUCAAGUUACACCAGGGGAGAUUCAGGUUGCACAUUAGGAAAUAAUUCUCUGAUAAAGUGGUCAGGCGCUGUAAUGGGUUUGCUCAGGGAGGUGGUGGACUAGCAAUCCUGGAGGUUUUCAGGGCAUGUUUAGAUGUUGUACUGGGGGAUGUGGUUUACGGGAAACAUUGGUGACAGGUGGAUGUCAGGUGUAUAUGCUCAUGCCUGCUUUUAACACAUGGAUGUACUCACAUGGGAGAU
This is a messenger RNA of Lagopus muta (rock ptarmigan), 3481 nucleotides long. RefSeq names its product interferon-like. The transcript has a single exon. Bases 455 to 1036 code for a protein of 193 amino acids. Lineage: Eukaryota; Metazoa; Chordata; Aves; Galliformes; Phasianidae. The record is from RefSeq and is a predicted model, not a curated record. Gene Ontology annotation, molecular function: type I interferon receptor binding; cytokine activity. Gene Ontology annotation, cellular component: extracellular region. Gene Ontology annotation, biological process: B cell proliferation; response to exogenous dsRNA; adaptive immune response.